CACGUCUGACCCCGAACCGGCCUCAGCCUCCCCCAUCUUGCUCAAGGACUUCCGCAUCAGGAUCGCGCGAGUUUCGAACACAGACGCGGACACACACGCACACGCACGCAAACCGCACCGGUCUAUUGUCACGGCCAUGGGGAGCAUCCGCAUCCCGAACUUUCCGGCGUUCUGCAGCCCACACUUCGAACUACGGUGCAACGCCCACUGCCAUACCGUCACGCUCUCGUCGGAGAAGUGGGCUCUCGCGAACCCCCUCUUCCUUGAUGCGGACGAAGAGUCUCGCCUGACUGGAGCGCGGCUCGGCCUGCUGGCGGCGCUCUGCUUCCCGACAUGCGACGCGGGGCAACUCCUGUCGAUCACGAAGUUCCUGAUCAUCCUCGUGCAUUGGACAGAUAAGCCGCGGUCGCUCUACGCGGACGAGGAGAUCUUCGACCCAGUAUGGACAAGAGCCUUCCGGCCGACCACUCGCCGGGACUGGCAAAAGCGCUUCCAGCGACAUCUAGCCGCGUUCCGUCUCGGACAAGCGAUUACAGCACGAAAUGCGGCGGAAAGCGUCGUCCCGGACCUGGAAUCGUACAUCGCAAUACGACGCGACGCAUGUGGCGUGAAGAUGCUUCUUGACCUUAUCAUCUAUGCCGGAGGACUGGUCAUUCCACCACAAAUCUACGACCACCCUAUCUUACGACGAUUACGACAAGAUGCCGGUAAUAUUAUCGCUUGGGCUACGGACAUCGCGGCAUACGCACGACAUCCACGAACGUCAAAUAUCGUGACGGUAGUCAUGACAGAGCGAAAAUUCGCCCCGCAAGGCGCAGUCCACUUUGCGGGAAACCUCAUCAAGGAGACCUUCUGCACGUUCCUCCAGAACGAAUCCCAGUUACCCAUGUUUGGUGAUUGGGACGACGACGUGCGCGCAUACGUCCGAGGUCUUCGGGACUGCGUCGUCGGUUCACUACACUGGCUAUACGAGACCGAUAGGUUCUUCGGAGAGGUCGGCGAAGACGUUCGGACUUCCGGUUGGGUCUUCGUCUCAUGAGCUCACUCGCCGCAAGCGACCGUUGCUACGACCCCGCACGCCGAGGACACCCCGUCACGAAUUCCAUCACGUUCACGCCGUUAUCACGAAUUCACUUUCGUACAUCGUACACCGGAUCUUGCACAUGGCACAUUCGUAUUCGUUCGUACCGCAAUUUUCCUCUCCUGGACUGGAAGGGUUUAGAUUACUACCACACACUGACUUCCCUGGCACCUUCAAGCUCCCCCGCUAACACGAUAUCCACUACACGUACUCAGCCUCGCAUAGUCUCUCCUACCGCUCCUACCACUCUCC
This is a messenger RNA of Dichomitus squalens LYAD-421 SS1, 1333 nucleotides long. RefSeq names its product terpenoid synthase. NCBI's taxonomy places the organism in Eukaryota, Fungi, Basidiomycota, Agaricomycetes, Polyporales, Polyporaceae. The transcript has 3 exons. The record is from RefSeq and is a predicted model, not a curated record. The coding region runs from base 137 to 1039 and encodes 300 amino acids.